Messenger RNA from Bombus impatiens (common eastern bumble bee), 1103 nucleotides. RefSeq lists its product as uncharacterized. Gene Ontology annotation, biological process: detection of chemical stimulus involved in sensory perception of smell; sensory perception of smell. The transcript is spliced from 2 exons. Gene Ontology annotation, molecular function: olfactory receptor activity; odorant binding. NCBI's taxonomy places the organism in Eukaryota, Metazoa, Arthropoda, Insecta, Hymenoptera, Apidae. The coding region runs from base 27 to 944 and encodes 305 amino acids. The record is from RefSeq and is a predicted model, not a curated record. Gene Ontology annotation, cellular component: plasma membrane.
UUUUACAGCGUCGAUGAGUUACCACUAUGACGAACAAAACUGUGGCUAUAAAGAUCGACUUUGAUGGCCGUAGCGACUACAGUCUUCAAUUAAAUCGCUGGUUCCUAAAACCGAUCGGUGCGUGGCCUUCUUUUCCCUCUACUUCGAGACUCGAAAGAAUCAUGUCCUUCGUUUUAAUCGUCAUCUGCUAUAUCAUUUUAAUCUGCACUAUAAUCCCCUGUUUACUCCACAUAAUCCUGGAAAAUGAAAGUUUUCGUAUUAAACUAAGGCUGAUUGGACCUGUGAGUUAUUUGUGCGUUGGUAGCAUCAAUUAUACUACUCUGUUAUUACGAGGUAAAGAUAUACGAUAUUGCGUCGAGCAUAUGCAAACAGAUUGGAGAACAGUGAAGAGGGAAAAGGAUCAACAAGUGAUGCUGAAGAGCGCGAAAUUUGGUCGCUAUGUGACGGCUUCAACAGCGGCCUUCAUGCAAGGUGGUGUUUUUUGUUAUUGUUUCAUGACAGCGUUGAGCACAGAAGUAAUCCAAGUAGGUAAUGAAACGAGAAUCGUGCACCAGUUGCCAUACGUGAUAUACAAAGAAUUGAUAGAUAUCAAUGAAAGUCCUACGAAUGAGAUUAUUCUCUUUAUGCAAUUUUUAACUGGGUUCAUCGUAAGUUCUAGUACACUAGGGAUUCUCAGUAUAACGGUUGUUCUAAUUGCUCACGCGUGUGGCCAGUUGAAUGUUGUUAUGACAUGGAUCACAGAAUUUGUAAAUGAAUCGAGAAAAGAGAAAAUAGCACCAUUUGAGAACAUAGGGAUUAUCGUGGAACGUCAUCUGAGAACGCUGAGUUUUGUAUCGAGUAUCGAGGAGACGGUAAAUCGAAUAUUCUUCUUGGAAGUGCUUAGAUCCACCCUGCAUAUGUGUAUGCUCAGCUAUUACAUUGUUACGGUAUAUAUUAAUCACUGAUAUUUCUCAUUAUAAUAUAUUAAACUAAAGAGGACUUAUUAAAGUAAUCAACUAUAAAAUUUAUUUUAUUAUUAAGUCCUUUCUGUGUAUGGUCGUUGCAUUCUCUUUACAUAUUUUAGGAAUGGUCUGAUAGCGAUAUUCAAAUUUUGACCACCUAUU